AUGGAACGAAGCAGCAGCCAACGACACGGAAGCGGCAAUAGCAAGAGAAGCAGUAGAAGCAGUGAAAGGCUUUUGGUGGAAGACGAGACUGCUGAUGAUCAGAGCCGAACAAGCCGAAAGAGUCGAAGAAGCCAGAGCACGCGAAACUUUGGAUCUGGUGCCAGCGUCAGCAACAGAAGAAGAGUGGAUAGCAAAGCCCAAAGCAGCCGAACAUUGGGCGGAACGAAGAUUUCCAAGACCAAUAACAGCCAAAAGCUGGAUCAUCAUGGCAGCAGUGGCAGGAGUGUGAGCAGCAAAAGAAGUCGAAAGCAUAAUGAGGUGGACAAGAAGAGCAGUCACAGUCGGAGCAGCCGGAAAUUGCUGGAAGGAACUCGUAACGUCAGUCUAAGGCCGAGCAGUGAUAGUGUUGACAGCUUCAAGAGUUUCGGACUAUUGGAAGAAGAAGAAGCUCCUCGCAGGCUCAAACGAAUCCCGAGCACUGAUAGCAUUGACACCUUCAAGAGUUUCGAUUUGGAGCUUGAUGUGCAAGAGAGCGUGAGUCUCGACUUCGAUCUAGACCUCAACAGCAGUGACAGCAGUGUCAGUCUUGACCUUGCAACAGAGUCUCGAGGAAGUGGAAAGAGUUUUAGUAGCAAGCGGAAUAGUGCAAAGAGUGUUAGCAUUAAGAUACCAAGAGGAACGAGCUUUAGAGGAAGUGGAAAGAGUGUUGCUAGCCGAAGAAGCACGUUAUCAAUAGACGAAGACAGCGUCUUACAUGACAGCGCAUUGCAUGACAGUACCGUCGAAGGCCUUUUGAAUAUGCGCACCCAACUUAGUAAUCUAGGUUUCCUGGAAAAUGAUAGGAAGGGGCGCCAAAAUAGAACCAGUGGCAGCUCUGUCACUAGUCGGAGAUCCGCGAGAUCCACUGUAACAGUGAAGGAACGCAUGGAAGCCGACGAAGCUUUCUUACUGUAUACACGCACCGAAAAGGCUGCCUUACAAAUUCAGCAAGCCUUCCGAAAGAAGCAUCCUGAAAUGAAUCCAGCGGGAAAGCCUGACGAUGAUAACACCAAGGGGCCUUCCGAAUCCUCCCUGUCCGUCUACAGCACGGAAAAAGUGACCAAAGACGAAGGCGAUAGAGACAAGACACAAUGGUAUACCGCCCUUUUCUUCGGAGCAGUUGCAUUCGUGCAACUUCUCACUACAUUUUUGUCUGGCUGUGCCAGAUGUUUUGGGAAAGGAAGCGAUGGCGACGAUGAAAUUGCGGCGGCUGCCAAUAACGCCGCGGUAGAAGGCGGUGGAGUAGGUGGUGGCGGUGGUGGAGAAGCCGCUCAAGGAGCACAAGGACCCGCCCAAGCCAUGGCUGGGCAAGCUGCCAGUGCUGCUGGGAGUGCUGCAUCCUCUGGAGUAGCAGCUGCUGGAGCAGCCGCCGCUGCUGCAGCUGGAGCGGCAGCUGCUGGUGGUUUUGCCGCUGCUGCCUCAGCUGUUGGCGUCACCGCAGCUGUGGCUACCGUUGCAGGAGUUGCUGCCGUUAUUGUCACUUCUUCGGGAGGUAACAAUACGGUGGUCAGUGAGGCAACAACGAUCGUGUCUUCGUGUGGUUUGGUCAAUCCUACUGUGCGACCGGCCCGAGUAUCAUUUUUGAUGGAGGGCUUCACCGAAGAGUUUGAUGAAAGGGAAUCCUUACUAUUGGAGAGCUUAUUGGUGGAAGCCUACAACAACAUUACAGUGGGUGAUGGAUGUUCGGACGAGUUCCUACGAGAAUUGAAUGGAGCCAAAUUAGUCGAUCAGGUAGUCUUCCCAGCAAACGAGGUGAAUAACUCCAUUGUAGAGACAACUUUCGAGACGGUUCUCUUCUGCGAUGGCUGCCCUGAAGUCAAUCCCAUGUUUGGAGGCUUUGCUGACAAUGAAGACUUACGCCGCAACUUGCGACAAAAUUCCCUUCCUCGACGCUUGGAAACAAUGGAAAGCUUUCAGUUUUUUCAAGAGUUUAUUCAAGUUGUCUUGGUCGGAGUCAAGCAACUUUCCGAUGACGCAGAGAUUAGUGACGAGUUCAUUCAACUGGCAAAAGGAUACAUCACUGACAUCAAAGAUGAGAACGGAAACGACAACGGAAGUGGAGGUGGCAGUGGGGAAGGUGGCAGCAAUGGUGGUAGUGGUGGAGGAGGUGGUAGUGGUGGCAGUGGUGCAAGCGGAGGAUCAGGAGGAGGAGGAGGGUCCGGCCAGUCCCUCGUCACUACUGUCAACGCUGUGUUUAACGCUGCAGGAGAGAUUUCAGCCCUUACUUUCGAAUUCACGGUGGACGGCGAAAAGAUUGUAACAACAGUCAAUGUAGCUCCUGCAACUGACGCACCCACAGUCACCCCGACGCUAUUUCCCACGGACCAGCCGUCGUUCCUCCCCAGUGUUUCCCAAAUGCCGUCCAUGACAAAUGCCACUUACGCCCCUACGGAUACACCAUCUUCGGAACCGAGUGAAGGCCCAUCUACCAAUCCAAGUUCUGAGCCAUCUACAAAUCCAAGCUCUCAACCCUCUAUGCUCCCAAGUGUUAUCCCGAGUGCUCUGCCCUCUGUGGUUCCAAGCGAUAUGCCCAGCGCCGCUCCUUCCGAAAGUCCAAGUGAAUCACCGAGUGAUGUUCCGAGUUUGAACCCUAGCUCUCAGCCAAGUGCACUACCCAGUACCAGACCGUCUGCGGUACCAAGUCUUGUCCCCUCCAUCAUUCCAACUCUGUCCAUGGUUCCAUCAGAUGUGCCGAGUCAAGUGCCCUCCUUCCAGCCCAGCCCAAGUCCAACUAGGACCCCUUCCAGUAGGCCAACAAUGUUCCCAACCAUCAGCAUUCGCCCCACUCCAUGCAUUUGGACUGCCGCAGAACGCAUACAAUCCAAGAUUGGAAAUGGGCCAGAUGCAAAUUGUACAGGAAUUGAUUACCUCUCACGAUGGGUCCCAGUCCACAUCAUCGACCAGAGUCAAGAUGGUGAAAGUGUGACCUUUCGACUCCAGCCGCGGUUGUUUGCAUCCAAUAUUUCUUCUCUGGCAGCAAUGACGUAUCCCAGUGCAGGUUCCACUUCCACGUGUAAUGUCCAGACCACUGCCACCUUUGAUAACAGAAGGUCGUACACGGGAGAUUGUACAAACGGUGAACUGGAAGUCACUUUCUACUUGUUCAUGUGUGGCUCCGAAAACAAUGUAAACCAGACUACCUCCACAUUUUGCGAGACUCCCUCUGAAAUGGACGAUUAUUAUGAGUACAGAUACAAGCUUGACUGUUGGGAGAAGUGCGAGACCGAAGGUCCCACAUCAGGGCCGACAAGUGGCCCCACAGUGUCACUCAGACCAACUAGUAUGCCCUCCGCGACACCAUCAAGUGCGCCGAGUCCAUCACCAACUAACCGACCGACAGUAUCUGCAGCUCCGAGCAAAGCUCCUACCAAAGUCCCAACAGGACCGUAA
Messenger RNA from Cylindrotheca closterium, 3429 nucleotides. NCBI's taxonomy places the organism in Eukaryota, Bacillariophyta, Bacillariophyceae, Bacillariales, Bacillariaceae. The record is from the annotation of a GenBank genome assembly.